CUGUCACUGUCAUAUGGCAAGCAAAGGCAGCCUGUACUGGUUUAGAGCAGAAUCGUUUUUUACGGAUAGCAACUGUUCACCCGCCGCUGAGCCCUGGGCUUAAUCCUGAGCGGGAAACAGCCUGUCACAAAGAUUUCUCCUCCAGCUUCUUGUUUGUUAAUGGAGUUCCGGCAGGGCAGCGGUGAUUACUGCCACGCACAACAUCGUAACGCUUGAUCACGGGUGGAUAUGCCCGAAAUCUGCCACUGAAUGUACAGAGAAACACUGUCUGUGCUUUUCUUUAGCUGGUCUUCCUGAAUGACCAUUUUGCUCUGUGCCAAAUGGGUUAAUUGGCAUUGCGGCACCUGGCAUUUUGCUACCGGACACUGUUCCACCCAUCUAGUUGCCCGACAGAGUAUCCCUUUAAAGAGGAAGAGGUAGAUUUGUUGGAAGAGGAAGACUCUUGUGGCCUCUAAUUUCCAAAAAAGGCAGCUUUCAAUUUUAUAUACUGACUAGCAGUGAUUUAUCGUAGAGGAUCCUGCAAGUCCUUGAAACCUUCACUGUGAUAGUGAAUCUGCUGUAGCACUGUUGUGGGUCAGAGUAGUGCCAUACUAUUAGUGGAACUCUGUGGAUCCUGGACCGGAGGGAGCGUUCGGUUCUCUGUAGUGUGGAGGGGACACCAGCAUGACCAGGAUGAACCGUCCGGCUCCUGUCGAGGUCUGCUACAAAAAAAUGCGCUUCCUUAUCACGCACAACCCAACCAAUGCAUCAUUAAGCAGCUUCAUUGAGGAUCUGAAGAAGUAUGGGGCAACAACAGUGGUGCGUGUGUGUGAAAUCACCUAUGAUAAGACACCGCUGGAAAAGGAUGGAAUUACUGUCAUGGAUUGGCCUUUCGAUGACGGUGCACCUCCUCCUACUAAGAUCGUGGAUGACUGGCUUAGUCUGCUGAAGAAUAAGUUCUGUGAGGAUCCAGGUUGCUGUGUGGCUGUGCAUUGUGUGGCCGGACUGGGCCGGGCUCCAGUGUUGGUGGCUCUGGCACUUAUAGAGAGCGGAAUGAAAUAUGAGGAUGCCAUUCAAUUGAUUAGACAGAAACGCCGGGGCGCCAUCAACAGCAAGCAGCUGACGUACCUGGAGAAGUACCGCCCCAAACAGAGACUGCGUUUCAAAGACCCACACAACCAGAAAAGCAAGUGCUGCCUCAUGUGAUCCAGUCUCACCGGCCUGCCACUGAAGGAUCCAGUCACUCAUGGACUAAACCGGACUAAAAUUACCAAUCUAGUGCAUUUGAACUUUUGCUACAUUUCAGGAAGGGAAUUCAACCCCCUUUUGGUGUAUAUGUCAGACCCCUCAGGGCUAAGCUCAGGG
Molecule: messenger RNA, 1344 nt
Organism: Carassius carassius (crucian carp)
Lineage: Eukaryota; Metazoa; Chordata; Actinopteri; Cypriniformes; Cyprinidae
Product: protein tyrosine phosphatase type IVA 3-like
Exons: 6
Coding region: 664-1185 (173 amino acids)
Biological process (GO): protein dephosphorylation
Cellular component (GO): nucleus
Molecular function (GO): protein tyrosine phosphatase activity; protein tyrosine/serine/threonine phosphatase activity
Source: RefSeq, a predicted model, not a curated record